Messenger RNA from Engraulis encrasicolus (European anchovy), 3639 nucleotides. RefSeq lists its product as uncharacterized. The transcript is spliced from 16 exons. Bases 209 to 2962 code for a protein of 917 amino acids. The record is from RefSeq and is a predicted model, not a curated record. NCBI's taxonomy places the organism in Eukaryota, Metazoa, Chordata, Actinopteri, Clupeiformes, Engraulidae. Gene Ontology annotation, molecular function: phosphatidylinositol binding. Gene Ontology annotation, cellular component: endosome.
AUCACGUUGACGCGGCAGGAUGGAACUUCUCAUUCUCUACAUAUUUUUCUUUCGGACUCCAGCUCUUCUUUAAAUUCUCAUUUUGAUGAAAAAGAAAACUGCCAUGAAAGUCUGAGACGAACCACCGAGGAUGGAGUUUUGUUUGAGUGGAGGAAGCGCAGACUGACUGGGCUGCAACAGCGUGGAUGUGUCUCACCAUCUGAAAACAAUGUACCUGCAACAGCGCUUCCUCGUCGCCGCUGUCUUUGCCUUCAUGUGGUAUUGUUUGGAUUAUGGACAAGUUACACUUCAGUUGAGCGUACUGAUCUGCGUUUUGUUUUCACUGAAUUUCUUUAAAGGGUCUGUUGAAUGUAGUACGCAGACAGACGAGUUGGCUGAACAAUCACCAUGUCAGGAGGUAGAUGAGGAGAUACGCUGUGGCCAUCGGAGCAGUACAACCAGUUUCCCAGAGGAAUUGCAGCAUGGCUUUCAGUAUUUAACUGUGAAGAGGUCGCUUCGAGAAGUCUUUGAGUGUGCAUACACACAGUCAGUCCUUCCGUGGUACACAGUGCCAGAGUCUACCAUCAACCAGCCCUUCCACGCAGCGCUGAAGACCGAAUUUGACCUGUUUGUGGACCGCCUCAUCUGCAGGGCUCGGGAGUUCGACCUCUGUGACGCCAGUAUAGGCUGCGUACGCAUCCUCACCCAACACCUGCACAAUGCAAAGCAGAGCACGGGAGGUCCCCUGUUCAACUCUAGAACCGAGGAGAUGGCGGUCCUCAGGGUGUUCUCCGAGGCCCUCGUACGGAACCUCCUCCCAGAAAGCCUCUGGAACCUCGAGCUCUACCGGUGUAUUUUAAAUGAAGUGGUGGCCCUGAAAGUGUUAGACCUGCUGGUGACUUGGCUGUCAGACCCAGACAACCUGAACCAGCUGGUAGUGAGUCAGCUGGACAGAGUGGCCGUCAGCCGGUCGGUGGAGAGUCUGUGUGAGUCCCAGAGAGACGAUGCAUCCACUACAGAGACCGAAGACACUGGAGCCUCAACAGAUGAUGAAGAGGAUGUCCCCAAGCGGAAAAGGAACAAGAAAGGAAAGAAAGAGAAAAAAGGUGGGAAAAGAUUAAAACAGGGAUGGACGAAAUUCAUUGACAAGAUGAAGACGAAGAAGGCCAAGAAGAAGGAGCUGAAGAUGAAGGAGCAGGAGCUGAUCCGGAGGGCCCUGUCCCAUCGGCGCACCGCCUGCAUUACCCCGGAUGGAGAGGGGGAGGGGGAUGAGGAGGGCGGAGGAGGAGGCAGCAACACGGGGUCCGGCAGAAGCAGCCAUAUUGGCUCAGAUGGGGAGGACGACAGUGACCUGGAAUCCUACCUCACCAGCGUUCAGGAGGACAUGAUGGAGUUCAAGUUGUCCUAUGAGAUGUGGAGGGUGGGGAACUGGACUGUUGUUGUGAAUAAGGUCGAGCAGAAGAAUGAAGACCUGUGCUUCACCGUUCACCUCGAAGAGCGUGACAAUCCUGACAAUCUACACUGGGACGUCACCAAAACAGGCACGGACCUUCUCCAUUUCCAUAGCCGAUGGCAGGACAUGUCAGGGCUGCCAUCGAUAUCCGCUAUAUUGGCGGAAGGAGGACAGGACCGCGAUGCAGCAUUUCUGGAGGAAGCGAAAACCAUCUUGCAAAACUUUCUUCAGGAACUGGUGGAUGACGAGCACUUCGGUCACAGCCAGCCGGUGUUUCAGUUCCUGUGUCCGCUAGACAGACUGCUGAAUGAAGAGGAGCCGGGCAGUGGGGUGUGGGGCCUCCUCAGUGGCAUCGCCUACUUCCUCACACCCGGACAAGAGGAAGAGGAGCACAAUGGUCCAGGGGCAGAUACUCAAAGCGUAAAUGACAUGAAGUUCACUGCUGCCACGGUCCACGAGCCAGAAACAUCACACCGGUCCAGCAAGGUGAACGGUCAGGACCAACAUGCCAAAGGAGACAUCCCAGAACCUCAUCAUCCUGCUUCCCUUAACGGUUUCUCUUCUAGCGAGUCGAACAGUAGACGCUGCUCUGUAACCAGCAUCAAGGAUUUUAACAAUGACCCCAACAACAAAUACGGUUCUAAAACCAACCUCAAAGACUGUAUCGAAGAACCUGCGUUGACCAACGGUAACGGACCAGAGGAGUCGGAGGAUGUACCACACUCUUCCGGACCCCUAAUCAGCGGCCUUAACAGCAUCGCUGAGAGCUUCGACGAGUUUCUAUCCAAAGCCAAAGCGGCGAUGCCCAAAAUGCACAACAACAUACUCACCCAGGGGUCCGACUCCAUCUCUACCUCUACCUCUACCUCGUCGUUGAACGAUAUCUGCUCGCAGACGGGAAGCAGCAAAGUAAGCAAGCGGGAUAAACUCGGUCUUAGGAAGCCUGUGGGAAAGCGGAGAGGGGGACGAGACAUAGGAUGCCAGGCAAAGGAGGCCAGCCUCCCACCUCCCCUCGCGCCGCUGGACAAGAACGCUAACCAAGCCAAGGAGCACCUGGAGGCCACUAAGGCCAUAUUUGAUUUACUCAAGGAAAUAUCCGGGAAUUCUUUAAUCCUCAAUAUAUUUGAUGCCAUUCUAAAACCGGUCAUGCCUUUGGUGAAAAAGAAAGUGAAUAGCUUCAUGGAUCGGAUGAACCCCACAGAAGAGCAGAUGGCGUCCUACAUUGACCUCGUCAGAGAGAAGCAGUGGCCCAACGGCACCGCCCAUGCCGGGGGGCCAAAACCUCCCCCGAGGACCCCAGAAGAUAUGAACGAGACCAGGGAACGAGCUCAGCAGCUCAUCAACACCCGAUAUUCAAACUUCCUAGUCCUAAAGAAGACUGACGUGGAAACAGUAUUUAAGCUCUUCCAAGAUACUGAGGAGAAUAAGAAGCUGGUCUAUAUGAUUCUAUCGUUCCUGUUACACCAGUUCCUGCCUGGAGAGCCAGCCAUUCAUGUUAUCACCCAACUGUAUGUGAAAGACAUUGUUUGAGUUCAAAAACAUGCUCGCCAGCACUUUUAGCGUGUGGUUAAACACAAAAUAAAUAAAUACAAACAUUUAAUGUUCAUACUAUAUUUUAAACAAUGAUGUUCUGGAAUUGUCUAUGAAUUAUCUACAAAUGGUUUGUAUGUGAAUUUUAAAACACAAUACCUCCUUGAUCUACUGUGAAUGCAUUUGGCAGAUAGGCAUUUUUCAAUUUAAAACCGGUUGAUAGCCUGUUUUUAUUAUUUGUUAUCCCUUUGUCUGUGAAGAUGCACUCCAGAUAACAUUUAUGCAUUCCUUGUUCUCUUUUCAAUGGUUUUGAUGUCUGUGUCACAGGGAAAAGUUUGGGAAAUGUAAAAAAAAUCACAAUUUGCUGACUUGUACAAUGUAUAACAAGCAAAUGGUUAAUUCUGAACACACACACACAAGGGAAUGUGUCUAAUGAUUCCAACAGGCAAUACAGUCCCACUUAUAUACCAUGUAUGUAUGGAGUAUGUAAUCUGUCAGAAUGCAAGAAUGACACUUGUUGUGCCUUUUAAAUGUGUUUUUUUUUCUCCUUGGUUUGUGAGGAGUUUAAAUCAGAAAUUCUAAAAAUUAUUUAUAGCUCAACUCUCUAUUAGUGUCUGGGGCUCGAGCCAAAGUCCAUUUUCUGCAUAAAUGUAAAUAAAGGUGUUGUGUCACCUGUA